This is a messenger RNA of Acomys russatus (golden spiny mouse), 1470 nucleotides long. RefSeq names its product solute carrier family 35 member C1 (gene Slc35c1). Gene Ontology annotation, biological process: protein O-linked glycosylation via fucose; GDP-fucose import into Golgi lumen. Bases 340 to 1437 code for a protein of 365 amino acids. The record is from RefSeq and is a predicted model, not a curated record. NCBI's taxonomy places the organism in Eukaryota, Metazoa, Chordata, Mammalia, Rodentia, Muridae. Gene Ontology annotation, cellular component: Golgi apparatus. The transcript has 2 exons. Gene Ontology annotation, molecular function: antiporter activity.
ACUCUGCCCUUCUGUCCCUCUCGCUUCCUUUCUCCCUACGACUAGUCUCUAUUAGCUACUAGCUCCCUGUUGUCAGCUGCCCGUGGCUGUCGGCCCACAUCCUUAGCCGGGCCCCUUCUCCGUUCCCUGGGGCUUAUCUCAUGGCCCGCCUCUAGGGGCGAGCGCGCUGAAGAGCGGUGCUUCUGGGCAAAUCCCGAAACAGAGCUUCAUCCAAUACUGAGUCCCGCUAGGUCACCCCAUUUGACAACUGAAGGCUGCACCCCACAGACCCUAGCAGCUUGAAGCCCUGCAGUCCAGGGAAUGCUUUUAGCUGUGGGGUGACCUAGCUCUUCUGCCACCAUGAACAGGGCCCCUCUGAAACGGUCCAGGAUCCUGCGCAUGGCGCUGACUGGAGCCUCAGCUGCCUCCGACGAGGCAGAUGCCGAUAGCGGGAACAAGCCAUUUCUGCUCAGGGCGCUGCAGAUCGCCCUGGUGGUCUCUCUCUAUUGGAUCACCUCCAUCUCAAUGGUAUUCCUCAACAAGUACCUGCUGGACAGCCCCUCCCUGCAGCUGGAUACUCCUAUCUUUGUCACCUUCUACCAAUGCCUGGUGACCUCGCUGCUGUGCAAGGGCCUCAGCACGCUGGCCACCUGCUGCCCUGGCAUGGUGGACUUCCCCACCCUGAAGCUGGACCUCAAGGUGGCCCGAAGUGUGUUGCCGCUGUCGGUGGUCUUCAUCGGCAUGAUAGCCUUCAAUAACCUCUGCCUCAAGUACGUGGGGGUGGCCUUCUACAACGUGGGCCGCUCACUCACCACCGUGUUCAAUGUGCUCCUCUCCUACGUGCUGCUCAAACAGACCACGUCCUUCUAUGCUCUCCUCACCUGCGGUGUCAUCAUCGGUGGUUUCUGGCUUGGUAUAGACCAGGAGGGAGCUGAGGGCACCCUGUCCCUCACGGGCACCAUCUUCGGGGUGCUGGCCAGCCUCUGCGUCUCGCUCAACGCCAUCUAUACCAAGAAGGUGCUCCCGGAAGUAGACAACAGUAUCUGGCGCCUCAGCUUCUAUAACAACAUCAACGCCUGCGUGCUCUUCUUGCCUCUGAUGGUAGUGCUGGGUGAGCUCCGUGCCCUCCUUGACUUUGCUCACCUGGACAGUGCCCACUUCUGGGUCAUGAUGACACUGGGUGGCCUGUUUGGCUUCGCCAUCGGCUACGUGACAGGACUGCAGAUCAAAUUCACCAGUCCCCUGACCCACAACGUGUCAGGCACAGCCAAGGCCUGUGCGCAGACAGUGCUGGCCGUGCUCUAUUACGAAGAGACUAAGAGCUUCCUGUGGUGGACAAGCAACUUGAUGGUGCUGGGUGGCUCCUCUGCCUACACCUGGGUCAGAGGCUGGGAGAUGCAGAAGACUCAGGAAGACCCCAGCUCCAAAGAGGGUGAAAAGAGUGCUGUCAGGGUGUGAGCUCCUUCACGGACCCGGGGCUGAGCUCAGGUA